Rubroshorea leprosula is the source of this 2422-nucleotide messenger RNA. Lineage: Eukaryota; Viridiplantae; Streptophyta; Magnoliopsida; Malvales; Dipterocarpaceae. The record is from the annotation of a GenBank genome assembly.
AUACAACGGCUUAAAUUUCUGCUCUCUUUUGAUUCAUGGGUAGAAUGUGGGUUUCAAAUCAGAAGCUUGAUCAACCUAUUGGUGAAGAAUCUAGAAGGUCUAAAAUCAACCAGCCAGAGAAAAUCUCGAGUCUAGUGGUUCUGCAGCUCGCAUUUCAAAGCCUGGGAGUGGUUUAUGGGGAUUUGAGUACAUCUCCCUUGUAUGUUUUCAACAAUACAUUUCCAGAGGGAAUUGAUGAACCAGAAGAUUUGCUUGGAGCUCUGUCACUAAUUAUUUAUUCCCUUACUCUUAUCCCCCUCCUGAAGUACGUUUUUAUUGUUUGUAGAGCAAAUGACAACGGCCAAGGUGGAACAUUUGCUCUUUAUUCAUUACUCUGCCGACAUGUAAAUAUAAAAAGUAUUCCUAAUCAAGAUCAGACUGAUGAGGCACUAACAACAUAUAGUACUUCUUCAUGUUGCAAAGAGUCAAUAGCUGGGAGAACCAAGAAAUGGCUGGAGGGUCAGAGAUACAUGAAGCAAUUACUUAUCAUUCUUGUCAUCAUUGGCUCUUGCAUGGUGAUUGGGGAUGGGAUUCUCACUCCAGCCAUAUCAGUUCUAUCAGCUGUUGGUGGGAUCAAGCUACAGAACCGCAAUAUUAGUGAUGAGGUGGUUGUGAUUGUUGCUGUUAUGAUAUUAGUUGGUUUGUUUAGCAUGCAACAUUAUGGUACAGAUAAAGUCAGUUGGCUAUUUGCCCCAAUUAUAUUUCUUUGGCUUCUCUUAAUUGGAGGCAUUGGCAUAUUCAACAUUUGGAAGUAUGAUGUUGCUGCCCUCAAAGCAUAUUCACCUAUGUACAUGUAUCGUUAUUUCAAAAGGGGAGGAAAACGUGCCUGGACUUCUCUUGGAGGUAUACUGCUUAGCAUAACAGGAACGGAAGCCCUCUUUGCUGAGCUUUCCUAUUUUCGUGUCUCGUCUAUACAGAUUGCUUUCACAGUCAUAGUAUUCCCGUGCCUGCUCCUUGCCUAUACCGGACAAGUUGCCUAUCUCUUGGAAAAUUCAGAACAUGUGGUUGGUGCCUUUUAUCAUUCUAUUCCAGAUAGGACAUAUUGGCCUAUGUUUAUUAUUGCAACAGGAGCGGCUGUAGUUGCAAGCCAGUCUACCAUAACUGCAACAUUUUCCUUGAUCAAGCAAGCUGUUGCACUUGGCUGUUUCCCAAGAGUCAAAGUUGUUCAUACAUCAAAGAAAUUUGGAGGCCAGAUAUACAUUCCAGAUAUUAAUUGGAUUCUUUUGGUUCUUUGCAUUGCUGUCACAGCUGGAUUCAAGAAACAAAGUGAAAUUGGGAAUGCUUUAGGGACAGCGGUAGUGAUGGUGAUGUUGGUAACAACAUUUCUUACUAUUCUAAUCAUGAUAUUAAUAUGGCAUUGGCAUUGGGUGCUUGUCAUGAUCUUUACAGUCUUGUCUAUAAUUGUGGAGGCUGCAUACCUCUUCUCCGUGCUUUUCAAAGUGGAUCAAGGCGGUUGGGUCCCUCUGGUGAUUGCAGCAGCCCUUUUCAUCAUCAUGGGCGCUUGGCAUUAUGGUACAGUCAAACGUUAUCACUUUGAGCUGCAUAGUAUGGUUUCACUGGCAUGGAUUCUUAGCCUCGGCCCCAGUUUAGGUCUGGUUCGGGUCCCUGGUGUCGGACUAGUGUACACUGAACUCGCCAGUGGAGUGCCUCACAUCUUUUCUCAUCUGAUCACAAACCUUCCUGCAAUUCAUUCUGUUGUUAUUUUUGUGUGUCUGAAGUAUCUCCCAGUGUAUACAGUGCCUGAAAGGGAAAGAUUUCACGUGACACGAAUUGGACCCAAAAAUCUUCGUAUGUUCCGUUGUGUGGCUAGAUAUGGUUACAAAGAUUUACACAAGAAAGAUGAUGAUUUUGAGAAGAAUCUCUUUGACAACCUCUUCAAGUUUGUGCGGCUUGAAUACCUGAUGGAAGCUGGUUCAGAAUCAGAUGGAUGUAGUUCAGGUGAUCAGCAGAUUGAGCAUUCAAUGGAUAGCCAUCCUUCAAAUAAUGACUACGCAGUUUCCUCAUGUGUAGACAGUACAAUCUCUUCAGUUGACAGCCUGAGGUCAGCCAGAGAGAAGGGACAGCAGUCAGAGAUUAAUGAAAUAGAGUUUCUGAGCAAGUGUAGGGAAGCUGGAACAGUGCAUAUUCUUGGCAAUACAGCAGUACAUGCAAGAACAGAUUCUAGGCUUUUCAAGAGAAUAACAAUUGAUUACGUAUAUGCUUUUCUUAGAAAGAUAUGUAGGGGAAACAGUGCAAUCUUUCAUGUUCCUCAUGAAAGUUUACUGAAUGUUGGACAGAGAAUAUAUGUCUAGAUUUGGCAAAUGAUCUGUAGAACUCUUCUUUGUGCCUUUAUUAUUAUUAUUAUUGUUGUUGUUGUUAUUGUUAUUGUUAUUGUUAUUGUUAU